AUGUCGCGGGAAGUUGAGUCAGUAACUAACUAUCUACUUCAAAACCGCAUCCGUGGCAUUGGUGUCGUGGAACCCCAGUGGAUGUUUCUGUUUGCUGUGCGCAAGCUGGCACAAGCUCAUAACCGAACCAAAAACUUACGUGGAACGAUUCCCGGUACCAACUUAUCGCUUAAGUGUUCUGUCGUCGUGGUCCAUUCUAUUAUUGUUCUUCUUGGUCCACAGGGUUCCGUCAGUGCUUUGGAUGCGAUGCAAGCCACCCGUCAUUCACAAGGAACAUGUGAAAAGAAUGAGGGCGUCGACAUGUUGACAGGCAGGGGAUACCCAGCUAUGAAGGCAUGA
Messenger RNA from Fusarium graminearum PH-1, 339 nucleotides. RefSeq lists its product as uncharacterized. The transcript has 2 exons. Bases 1 to 339 code for a protein of 112 amino acids. Lineage: Eukaryota; Fungi; Ascomycota; Sordariomycetes; Hypocreales; Nectriaceae. The record is from RefSeq and is a predicted model, not a curated record.